AUGGCCACCGAAACCAUCACCCUGCCUCAGACGCCCACCACGCUCAACUACUACCUGGAGCUGAAGGAUGGAGGCAUCAUCCAGACCUAUCCAGGUACUGCCUUCGAGAAACGCCGGAAACAUGUGCCACACGAGGUCAAGAUCAACGACUUGCGCCCCAUCCACUCCGAAUUCACGCUCGACAAGGCUGGAUUCGAGUUGGUCCACUUCCCGACCAAGGUCAAGGAUUUUGGGAACGAAGAGGAGAUCAAACAGGUCUAUUACCCAGAAAUCACCGAGCUGGUCAAGAGAGUAACUGGAGGGGAUCAUAUUCACAUUCUCUCCCACAUGACUCGAAAUGCCACCACCGCUCAAGCCCUGGGGGAUGCGGCGAACAAGGCUGACACGGACUUCGUCACGAUUGUGAACCCAGCUAGGUUUGUUCACGUCGAUCAAUCCUACCGUGGUGCCGAACAAAUCCUGUACCUCAACCUGCCCGAGGAAGAGGCCGACCGACUGGUCAAGAAGCGGUGGGCCAUCGUCAAUGUCUGGCAGCCCUUCAACAAGCCGGUGACGCGCGAUCCGCUCGCGUUCUGCGACUACCGUUCGCUCGACGAGAAGGACUUCCGCACCGUGGUGGCCAACCUGCCCCCGCCCGGCGCCGGCGACUAUGCCAACGUUUCGAAGAACAUGGCCCACAAGCCCCGGUAUGAGUACAGUCUGAACGGCGAGAAGGCCCCGAGAUACGAGGUCACCAACCUGGCCUACAACCCAGACCAGAAGUGGUACUACAUCAGCGACCAGAAGCCCGAGGAGGCCUGGGUGUUCAAGAUCUUCGACUCCAAGAUGGAUGGCCGCGCCAAAUGUGCAGUGCACUCGUCCUUCCCUCUUCCCGAUCAGCCAGACGAGGGCGAGGCCCGGACCAGUGUGGAAAUCCGAUGCUUCGUGUUCUGGGAUGACGAAGAGGCUGAAUAG
Messenger RNA from Capronia epimyces CBS 606.96, 954 nucleotides. RefSeq lists its product as uncharacterized. Gene Ontology annotation, molecular function: oxidoreductase activity. NCBI's taxonomy places the organism in Eukaryota, Fungi, Ascomycota, Eurotiomycetes, Chaetothyriales, Herpotrichiellaceae. The transcript has 3 exons. The coding region runs from base 1 to 954 and encodes 317 amino acids. The record is from RefSeq and is a predicted model, not a curated record.